Messenger RNA from Cephus cinctus (wheat stem sawfly), 957 nucleotides. Its product is annotated as glycine-rich protein GRP33-like. Gene Ontology annotation, biological process: regulation of alternative mRNA splicing, via spliceosome. The transcript is spliced from 3 exons. Gene Ontology annotation, molecular function: mRNA binding. The coding region runs from base 63 to 278 and encodes 71 amino acids. Gene Ontology annotation, cellular component: nucleus. The record is from RefSeq and is a predicted model, not a curated record. Lineage: Eukaryota; Metazoa; Arthropoda; Insecta; Hymenoptera; Cephidae.
ACUUCGUUGGAAAGCUCUUGGGUCCGAAGGGCAAUUCCCUCAAGCGGUUACAGGAAGACACUAUGUGUAAAAUGGCUGUACUGGGCCGCGGUUCUAUGAAGGAUCGGUUGAAGGAGGAGGAACUCAGAGUAAGCGGAGAUCCCAAAUUCUCCCAUCUAAUGGAGGAUUUACACGUGGAAAUUUCGGCGUAUGCGACGCCAGCCGAAGCUCAUGCACGAAUUGCUUAUGCUCUAGCUGAAGUGCGACGCUUCCUAGUUCCGUAUUGCACGAUUUGCUGAAGACCACAGAACAAGACCUAUUGAAUGUUGCAAAAUUCAGAAGUUAGCAAGAAACUGACGCUUAUUAUAUAUUUCACGAUUUUCCAUUUAAUGUAAUUGUUCUGCACUCGAUGUAGAAUGGUCUCGUUAAGAUUACCAGUGUAUAUGUAUAGAUAUAUUUUAAUGAGUCAGAUAUAUACAUUACGUAUUGUCUACCACUACAACGGGCCUAUUAUUCGAAAAUUGGACUUUGAUAGCACGAAUUUACCACCGCGAAAAUUCCUCGUUGUGUGAAAUUAAUUGUAAUUCCAGAUCCAUUCAUGCACCUUUUCUCCUAAAAUUCAUGAGAAAGUACAGAAUCUAUUUAUCUGGAUUAAUAAUGAGUUUUUUUUAUCAUAAAAAUGAAUGUUAUGCUUUCAUUUAGAACUUAGUUAUGAACUGCAACGAUAUUUCUAAUAAAAAGAUGUUCCAAAUCUUUUCGUCGCAAAACGGCCGGAAGUUAACUCCGACACAAAAGAAUGUUCGGAAUCACCCCAACAUCCCUCUAUCCCUCUGAGUGUUUCUCUCAUUUAUUGGCUGAGGAGGAGUACGAAAUUGAUCCGUAGUAGUAGUUUAGUAGUUUUACUGUGCUACUCUUAUCUGUUAUUGUAUAACGAUUAGUAUUAAUAUAUAUUUUUCUCUCAACAUUGUAAUGCCACUA